AAUAAAAUAAAUCUACCAAAAUUCCAGCAAUUGUUCACAAAACGAAAUCGCCAAUUCCGCCGCUCCUCGCGUAUGUACGAUUAUGCGAACAGCACCAUUCGAACGCGUAGCCAAACCACGGAGCCUGGAACUACUUCCGUCAAUAUAACCACUCCGGAAACGCAGAAAACGAGGAAAAACCAAACAGGAAAAUGGCUCCCUGUCCACAUAGCGCUCAGGCAUUGAAUAGCAGACGAACGAGAGGUAUUCAAUCCUACCGAUGCCGAGUCUGCUGCGGAAUCCAUCCUCUUCGGAAGUGUCAGAUGUUCCUAAAGCUGCGGGCAGUCCUGAUAAACAAGUACUGCGCAAACUGCCUCGCACAUAAGCACUCCACUGGGAGCUGCCGUAGCGGUGUCCGGUGCAAAACGUACGACCGGAACCAUCAUUCGCUGCUCCACAUGCACGAACACGUUUCCCGAAAAAGUCCGCUUCCCAGCAACAGGCAAGAUCCGACAACUAGCCAAACGCUUGCCCCUCCACCGCGCUCAGCAUCCUCGACACCAGCUCCAUCGAUCGCGGCACUUCUCCAGCGCCACAGCGUCAACGUCCUUUCAACUGCCUUGGUGAUCGUCGAGACCGAGGAGAAGAAGUUCGACACCGCCGCUCUCAUCGACCCGUGCACCCCGACAAGCUCCAUCGACUUUGCCUCCGCGUUUUGUUUGUCGACUACCAACAUGGGAGAGGAAAGCAUCUGCACGGCGAAGGUCGACGAGGCGAUCAAGAUGGAGGUGGUCCUCAAGAUCGAGCCGAACGUAUGGAUCCGCACUCCCAUCCCUGCGCUCAGUGAGAGCGUGGUCAAGAAGUUCCGGGCGUUACCACUCGCGGAUGAGCGGUUCCAUCGGCCAGACACCAUCUCCCUGAUCCUUGGCGCGGAAGUCUACCCGAAGGUAAUCCAGCCGGGCUUCCACAUGGUCGACGAGGGAAAGUCAGUAGCCCAGAAGACGGUGUUCGGGUGGAUCCUUUCCGGCGCCUGUACGCAAGCUUGAGGCGUAGACGACUGGAGGGUCUCUGUCCUUCUUUGUGCAGUCUCCCAGUCAUUAAGUCUCCAUUGCGCUCUGGAG
Drosophila subpulchrella is the source of this 1100-nucleotide messenger RNA. RefSeq lists its product as uncharacterized. Bases 192 to 1025 code for a protein of 277 amino acids. NCBI's taxonomy places the organism in Eukaryota, Metazoa, Arthropoda, Insecta, Diptera, Drosophilidae. The record is from RefSeq and is a predicted model, not a curated record. The transcript has 2 exons.